Messenger RNA from Diaporthe citri, 345 nucleotides. RefSeq lists its product as uncharacterized. Lineage: Eukaryota; Fungi; Ascomycota; Sordariomycetes; Diaporthales; Diaporthaceae. The record is from RefSeq and is a predicted model, not a curated record. Bases 1 to 345 code for a protein of 114 amino acids. The transcript has 2 exons.
AUGUCCUUGCCGUUUGGCACCUCUGGCACCGAGCAUUCUCCGUUUUGGCACAGGAUCCCCACACAAGGUCCUCCGUCACGGCAACGGCACCAUGUCGAGACCCCGAGGCUGACGGGGCCGAUGACAAUCGCCGCUCCCAAGAACUUUGUCUCAGAUGCCCUCUUUCACAACUUCAAAACGCAUGCAUUAACGGGUCUGAAAACUGAAUCGAACUCGGAAUCGUAUUCGUAUUUCAAUGUCCAACGGACGCAGCGCCUGUCCGGGUCGCAUUUCUACCCGAUCCAGCUCACCAGUGGUGCCUCUGAUGAUCCCAAAUGCAGGACUACGAACUCUCACGCCGAGUAA